AUGGUUUCUGCUUCCCGUGAGCAGAACUCCUCGGCAGGUGCUCCGGAAACAGAGCAACUGAAAAUGGACCAUAGCGUCACCGCGCAGUCGCCGCCCUCUGAUAAUGACAGCGGCGAACGCCCCGUGCGACAACAGCUCAAGGAGACUAACCUCGACUCUGUUGGCGAAAACAGCGGUCCUGCUCGUGCAAACCGAAAGCGCUCCCUUGACAAUACAGAUGGGGCAGCCGACACACCCCCAACCAAGCGAUCCCGCGAGUGCACCCCGGACAUGGCGGAUAUUCGAAAUGCUUUCACGGAAGACAAUACCAAUCAUGCUGGAAUCCCCGAAUCUGCCACUAGCAAAAAUGUGAGUGAUGAUGUGGCCACAGCACUCGCGCACGCUUCAUUUCCCAAUACCAAGAAGGUCCAGUUUCCCCUGGACAUUGAGAUCAAGGUCUCAAUUUGUGGAUCGGAACAAAUUAGCCAUUUGACUAUUCCUGUUGAGAUUGAUGUUAAGGUGACUGCUGGAACGGUCUCCUUGGCUUCCUCGACUUCGGGAUCUGCUGAAGUCAACCCAUCCAAACCCCAUAUCACCAUCCCUUCUGAGAAGCCCAUUCCUCCACCCGGAGAGGCUUCUCAGCCUAUUCCUCCACCCGGAAGCCCCUCCCCUGGAAGCCCAUCCCCUGGAAGUCCCUUCUCUAGGACCCCUUCCCCUAGGACCACUUCCCCUGGAAAUCCUUCUCUUGAAAAUCCUUCAUCUGCGUACCUUGCCUCUGACUACUACGAACAUGAUGACCCUUCAUUCCACAUUUAUGAAGAGCCUGAGCCAAUUGAAGAUUCCUCAUCUGAAGACUCUCUACCUGAUUACUGUUCAGAUUCCUGUUUAGCUGAUUACCCGUCCUCUUCGCCUUAUGUCCCAUACAAUUCAAUACACCCCGAUCACCCCAUACCCACGGUUGAAGCCCCUGAUUCUAACUACUAUCAAUACCCACAGAAUCUUGAAGCGACCGCCUACGGAAAUGAGGAUGAUUCUUCACAAAACCUCAAGAAGAAACGGAGCCGAGAACAGCUUGAAGAUGAUGCCUCGAAGAAUUCCCACGCUGCGACUGGCCCCACGCCUGGUUUGACAGAGACAACUUCAUCAGAUGAAAAAUCUACCGCCGAAGGACAACCCGAGAAGAAGAGACCUCGCGAUAAUUCGGAGGAGCGCAAGGCCAAGAUAGAACAGACUUUCACUGCGAGUGCAUUCGGAAAGGCUGCUGCCACCUCACCUUUCGCAAUGCCUGCAACUAAAUCGACCUCUGAUGCCUCGCCUUUCGCAACCACCGGUGCCUCGACUACUGGUUUCGGUGCUCUCGGAUCCGGCUUCUCUGCCUUUGGAAGUGCUUUCCCUGGUACAUCUGGUAAACUUACCAGUUUCGCGUCUCCUAAUGCCCCCGGCGCUUUCUCUGGAACAGCUGGUAAACUGACCAGCUUCGCAUCUGCCAACGCCCCCACCAGUUUCGCUGGAACAACUGGUAAACUAACCAGCUUCGCAUCUCCUAAUGCUCCCGUUUCCUUUGGCGAACCUAGUGACAAGACCCUCGGUGCAAAACAAUCCGAUGACGAAGAGAGUGACAACGAAGUAGCGGGUGAACGCGAUGACACCUUUGUUGCUGAGAAGACCGAUGAGCGUUUCCACGAACAACCCGGUAUGGACCCCUCCCUGCUGCCUCCCCCCAGGAUCCCAAAGAUGGCUAGUGACUCAUGCGGACGUGAAAAAGUUGAAACCGGCGAAGAAAACGAGACCACCAAGUUCACAGCCAAGGGCAAGUUGUACUACUUCGACGACAAAAAAUGGAAGGAGCGUGGUAUUGGCACCUUCAAGGUUAACCUCAAGACGGAGUCAAACGGAAAGAAGUCCGGCCGCAUCAUCAUGCGCGCUGAUGGUGCCUUGCGUGUUAUGUUGAACAGUGCUAUUUGGCAUAGCAUGCCAUUUGGUGAUAGCAGGGGUGCUCGCCCCACCACCCGGGAUAUCUACCUUGCCAGCACGGAAGAUGAGAGGGUUGUGAGCCUUCUUCUUCGGCUCGGCAGUGAAAAGCCAGCCGGUGAAUUGUACGAUGUCUUAAAUGACAUCCUGGAGAAGAUCUAA
Penicillium vulpinum is the source of this 2112-nucleotide messenger RNA. RefSeq lists its product as uncharacterized. Lineage: Eukaryota; Fungi; Ascomycota; Eurotiomycetes; Eurotiales; Aspergillaceae. Gene Ontology annotation, molecular function: GTPase activator activity. Gene Ontology annotation, cellular component: nuclear pore; cytoplasm. The transcript has 5 exons. The record is from RefSeq and is a predicted model, not a curated record. Bases 1 to 2112 code for a protein of 703 amino acids. Gene Ontology annotation, biological process: intracellular transport.